This is a messenger RNA of Neltuma alba, 1392 nucleotides long. Its product is annotated as serine/threonine-protein phosphatase PP1-like. The record is from RefSeq and is a predicted model, not a curated record. Gene Ontology annotation, molecular function: protein serine/threonine phosphatase activity. Bases 431 to 1336 code for a protein of 301 amino acids. The transcript is spliced from 3 exons. Lineage: Eukaryota; Viridiplantae; Streptophyta; Magnoliopsida; Fabales; Fabaceae. Gene Ontology annotation, cellular component: nucleus; cytoplasm.
UAUGGCUAUUGAUGAUUAUAAAAUACCGUUUAUUCUGCUACUGAAGAUUGAAGUACAUGCUUCAUCUUCUCAUAAAUAGGCACCAAAUUGGUCGACUUCCUAAUUUUAGGCUUGAGCAUUGGCAAAUGUUAGACCUCCACAUUUCAGCCAUGAAAAACAGAGUCAAAGUUCACACUGCAAAAUUAUCAUCUCCCAUAUUUGUCUCCUAUUCUUUUGGGAUAAUUCUAUCAUCAUCCUACCUAUUCUGUAUUAUCUCAUCCAAACCCAGUAAAUCAAUCUCUUUCUUCUUUGCUUCUUUCUUCUUCCUUCCUUCCUCAUUUUGUGAUCUUCUCCAAUUCCCCCUCCGUUUGGCUAACCAUCACAGGAUGCAUUUCAACACAUAGAGAUUACAAUAAAAUACAUUUUCUUAGUUUGAUAUCACAAAAAGGGGAUGGAAGGAUUGGAUGGGUUGAUAGAGAGGCUUUUGGAAGCGAGAAAAAACAGAGGCAAGAGGAUUCAGUUAAUUGAAUCAGAAAUUCGUAACCUUUGCAUCACUGCUAAAGAAAUCUUCCUCAGCCAACCCAACCUUCUUGAGUUGGAAGCUCCCAUCAAUGUUUGUGGUGACAUACAUGGACAAUACCCAGAUCUGUUGCGAUUGUUCGAGUACGGAGGUUUUCCGCCGCAAUCGAACUACCUCUUCCUCGGAGACUACGUCGACAGAGGAAAACAGAGUGUGGAAACCAUAUGUCUGCUUCUCGCCUACAAGAUCAAAUUCCCGGAAAAUUUUUUCCUUCUGCGAGGGAAUCAUGAAUGCGCCUCCAUCAACAGAAUCUACGGAUUCUACGACGAGUGCAAGAGGAGAUUCAGCGUGCGACUCUGGAAGAUCUUCACCGAUUGUUUCAACUGCCUGCCUGUGGCGGCGGUGAUCGACGACAAGAUCCUAUGCAUGCACGGCGGCCUGUCGCCGGAGAUGGAGAACAUGAAUCAGAUAAAGGAUAUAGAGAGGCCAGUGGAUGUGCCGGAUCAGGGUUUGUUGUGCGAUUUGCUUUGGGCCGAUCCGGAUAGAGACAUCAAAGGUUGGGGUGAGAACGACAGAGGAGUAUCCUUCACUUUUGGACCUGAUAAAGUUGCCGAGUUCUUGAAGAAGAACGAUCUGGAUCUCAUAUGUCGGGCUCACCAGGUGGUGGAGGAUGGGUAUGAGUUCUUUGCAGAGAGACAGUUAGUGACAAUAUUCUCUGCACCAAACUACUGUGGAGAGUUCAACAACGCAGGAGCACUCAUGUGUGUGGAUGAGACAUUGCUUUGUUCCUUUCAGAUUCUCAAACCUUGGAGAGGAAAAGCCCCUCCCUUUGAAUAAUAAUCAUCAUCAUCAUUCUGCUUUCUCUCUCCAUUUCAUCAUUUGGAAAAGAAAAU